This is a messenger RNA of Drosophila santomea, 2024 nucleotides long. RefSeq names its product glucose dehydrogenase [FAD, quinone]. The record is from RefSeq and is a predicted model, not a curated record. NCBI's taxonomy places the organism in Eukaryota, Metazoa, Arthropoda, Insecta, Diptera, Drosophilidae. The transcript has a single exon. Gene Ontology annotation, molecular function: ecdysone oxidase activity; flavin adenine dinucleotide binding. The coding region runs from base 45 to 2024 and encodes 659 amino acids.
CAUACGGAUCGCUCACUUACAUUAGUGGUUCAAAUCAGUUUAAAAUGGGCCAUCAGCGCGUACACAAACCGCGCACAGCGGAGACCAGAACCCUUCAGCUUCAUAGGAGUUUGUGGCCGCUGUUGAUCCUGUUUAUUGGGUGCAGUACGCGUACCUCAGUUGUGGCCCAAUUGUUUUCGGUGGAUAGCAGUGGCCUGGGCAUUUCACUGAUGCAAUCGGUGGCCAUGGCUCUGAAUGCGUCCAGUCUCGCGCUGGCCAACAACACUGCCUGGCCGCUGCAGCACGAGCCGCCGGAGGAUCGGUCGGAGAUCGAGCAGUAUGACUAUAUAGUGGUGGGUGCAGGAAGUGCCGGUGCCAUUGUGGCCAGUCGAUUGAGUGAGCUGUGCCAGGUGAAGGUGCUGCUGCUGGAGGAGGGCCAAUUACCGCCGCUGGAAUCGGAGAUCUUUAGCCUGACCGCUGCACUGCAUCAUGACGAGCGGUACAUGUACCUGGAGGAAGCUGUGCCCAAUCCGCAAUGCUGCCAGGCAAUGGCAUCCACGCACGGUUGCGUUUGGUGGCAUGGACGCAUGAUGGGCGGCGGUGGCGCCAUCAAUGGCAACAUCUACAUACCCGGCAGUCGGGAUAACUUCAGACGCUGGAAUUCAACGGGCUGGGAUUGGACGCAGGUCCAGAAGAGCUACUCUCGCCUGCAGCAGCGCCUGAAUCCCUCCUACCUUCAACCGAAUAGGCUCAACUUGAAGUUGGCCAACCUCAUAUACGCCGGCUCUGCCGAACUGGGUGUACCUCGGAUGAAACAGCCCUUGAUAGCGGGUGCUACAUUCGGUUACACCCAUCAUGUCCCCGUGACCGUCAACCAAGGACGAAGGGCCAGCAGCGGUCGUUUGUAUCUGGCCAAUGAUCAAGUUAAUAGAAGGGGUAACCUAAAGGUAAUCCGAGGAGCACAAGUUCAGAAGGUGCUACUCAAUGCAGACGGAACCCAAGCAACUGGAGUGAUUUAUACCGUAAAUGGUAUGGAACACAUGGCGAUAGCCUCAGGAGAAGUUGUCCUCAGUGCAGGAACCCUCAAUUCCGCCAAGUUGCUUCUGCUUUCGGGCAUCGGUCCGCGGGAGGAGCUACAACGAUGGAACAUAACUACGUACCAGGACCUGCCAGUGGGUCGAAAUCUACAAGAUCACGGCAUGAUGCCGUUGUUCCUGCUCUUCGGUUCGAAUUGUGCCGUCAACAGUACACGGGAUCCCACCGAGGAUCCCUAUGCGCCCGUAUCUGUCGCACAGUAUCUUCUGGAUAAUCAGAAGGGUCCUUUGGCCAGUGGCUUCUACAUGAUGGGCUACAUCAAUUCGAGUGCGCCCAGCAGCAGUCGCGGUGAACCCGAUCUGCAUGUGGUGGCCCACACACUAUUGCCCAAAGGAAGCACCGGAAGCUUUGGCUAUUUGGGCUUUCGCCCGGAAUUGGUUCAGGCUCAGCAGGAUAUCUUGCAGGAAGCCGAUCUACUGCAAGUUAUGGGCUCCCUAUUGCGUCCCCAUUCGCAGGGAAGAGUGCGUCUAUCGAGCAAGAACUCCACCGAUCAGGCAAAGAUCGAAAACCAUUAUGGCGAGGCUCUGGAGGAUCAGCAGACGCUACUCCGCUAUGUGCGAUAUAUUCAGAAGCUGAGCAAUACCCGAUCUUUUCGUCGAUGUGGUCUACGACUUUGGCUGCCGCCCCUCGCCGAAUGCGAUGUAUUAGCUCCCGAUUCCGAUGACUACUGGUUGUGUUACAUCACAUACUUCUAUGUGGGUGCCUGGCAUUCCGUGGGCACUUGUCGCAUGGCUCCGAGGAAGGAGGGAAAUUCUGGGGAGGAUGGAGGCGUGGUGGACGAAAGAUUGCGAGUUCACGGGGUCAAGGGUCUUCGUGUGGUGGAUGCCAGCAUUAUGCCGGAAUUGCCAGCGGGCAAUACGAAUGGACCCGCCAUGAUGAUUGGCGAAAAGGGGGCACAAAUGAUUCUCGACGAUCGGGAGGCUAAUAACGAGGUGGUCCAGGAAUGCUGA